Messenger RNA from Cooperia oncophora, 240 nucleotides. The record is from the annotation of a GenBank genome assembly. NCBI's taxonomy places the organism in Eukaryota, Metazoa, Nematoda, Chromadorea, Rhabditida, Trichostrongylidae.
AUGAUAGAGGAGAGAGAGGUUGCCUCAUGCGUUGUGAUCAACUCAGCCAUAGCCCGCUGCAGUCUACCAAAAAUCUAUGACUGGGGCACCAAGACUGUCUAUUUCCAACCACAAUCGAAAGGUGCCAAUGACGAGAAGGCAUUCGUGGGAUACAUCUAUUUUGUGCCACCUACAUUAGACCCGCAGAGGUUGGACAUUGGUAGUCUCUACGAAUGGUACAAAAAUCCAAUGCCAAGCUAU